Molecule: messenger RNA, 894 nt
Organism: Colletotrichum abscissum
Lineage: Eukaryota; Fungi; Ascomycota; Sordariomycetes; Glomerellales; Glomerellaceae
Product: carbonic anhydrase
Exons: 4
Coding region: 1-894 (297 amino acids)
Biological process (GO): one-carbon metabolic process
Molecular function (GO): carbonate dehydratase activity; zinc ion binding
Source: RefSeq, a predicted model, not a curated record
AUGAAGUCUGCCACUCUACUCUCCCUCAUUCCUGCGGUCGCCGCCUUUUGCCACCAUGGAACCAGCCUUUUCAAGAAGGAUCAGCUUUUCAAAAGAGCAGAUGGUACUUUCGGAUUCGAUGGUCUGAAUGGCCCCCUCAACUGGCACUCCAUCAGCUCCAACAACUCUGCCUGUGCUCUGGGAAGAAGCCAGUCUCCCAUCAACGUUCAACAGUCAAACACCAAGCAGAUCAAAGGCUCUACCAUCACCUUCAGCCCGGACCAGCACCCCGAGGGAGGUGAACUCGAGAAUCUCUCUGGAUUCCUGGAGGUCCGCGCAAACGGCACCAUGAAGAAUGGCGGCAAGACCUUCAACUUGCGUCAAUUCCACUUCCACACCCCUAGUGAGCACCGUAUCAACGGCGAGCACUUCCCCCUCGAGGUUCACUUCGUUUGGGAAGCCGAGAUAGGAAACGGAUCCUCUCUCGCUGUCGUUGGCUUUCCUAUCGAGGUCGCCGAGAAGUCGGACCCCCUCCUGGCCGCCGUCUUCAAGAACGUUGACAAGGUCACCGAGUUCGGAUCACACGCUGCAACUGGACCUCUGGACUUUACCAGCCUGGCUCAGCAUAUCUCAAAGAACACCAUCUACCAAUACACAGGCUCUCUCACAACCCCUCCUUGCACCGAGUCCAUUGCGUGGAACGUUGUUGGAAGCCCAAUUCCCCUCGACAUUGCGACCUACCUGAAGACGAAGAGCAUCAUGAAGUACAACGCCCGCUAUACCCAGAACAGCCCCGGUGAAAUGAACUUGUUGGAGAAUGCAUAUGAGAGCCUCAAGAAGAUUAUCGAGAGUGGUCAAGAUCCCGUGGACGAAAGUCCGUGCAAGAAGGGCAAAAAGGGCGGGCGCAGGAAUUAG